AUGAGCUUGACACCUUUGUAUCUAGGUUAUGAUCAUGUUACCUUCUACGUUGGUUCUGUUAAGGCAAUGGCAUCUUUCCUAAUUGAUAAGUAUGGCUUUAUACCAUACUGUACUAUGGGAUUGGAAACUGGCUCAAGAAAGGUUUCUGGCUUUGUUGUUAAGAAUGGUAACGUCAUUAUCCAGCUUAUCAACACUGUGAUUCCAUUACAUACCCAGAGAACGGAUCCCUUAGUUGAUGUAAUUCACACUCAUAUUGCUUAUCAUGGAGAUUCUGUCAAGGAUGUGGCGUUCAAGGUUGAUAAUGUUGAAGGGGCCUACGAGAUGGCAAUUGCAGGAGGCGCCAAGUCACUUAUGGAGCCUAAGACGUUUAUCGACGAAUUCGGGGAAAUAACUAUGGCUAGAGUUUCUGGUAUUGCAGAUACUGUUCAUACUUUGGUCAACAGGUCAAAGUAUAAUGGUUUUUUACCUGGACCAUAUCGCAUGGAGGAGUAUAGUUUCAACGAUGAGGUCCACAAAGAUGAGCCAAUUAGUCUAAAUUGUAUUGAUCAUGUCGUUCAGAAUGAUGGAUGGAAUAAAAUGGAGGAAGACUGCAAGUAUUAUGAGAAGGUGUUUGGAUUUCAUCAAUUUUGGUCAGUCGAUGACAGCGUCAUUCAUACUGAUUAUUCAGCAUUGAAAUCAACUGUCAUGGCUUCCGAAAACGAGAUUAUUAAACUGCCAAUUAACGAGCCUGCUAAAGGUUUAAAGACUUCUCAGAUUGAGGAAUUUAUGGAGUUUAAUGGCUCUGCAGGGAUUCAGCACCUUGCUUUGAGAGUGGACGACAUUUUAACUACUGUUGAUCACAUGAAAAAGCGUGGUGUCGAGUUCAUCAUUGUUCCUGAACAAUACUACAGCAGUCUUAAAAAGAGGUUGGAAAACUCCAAGCAUCCAAGGUUUGUCGAACCUUUUGAGAGGAUCAAAGAAUUGGGGAUCCUUGUCGACUACGACGAACAUGGUUACCUCUUGCAACUUUUUACACGCCCAUUGUUCGACAGGCCAAGCUUUUUCUUGGAAAUUAUUCAAAGAAGAAACCAUGAUGGCUUUGGAGCGGGGAACUUCAAAAGCUUGUUUGAAGUCCUUGAACUUGACCAGGCCAGAAGAGGAAACCUACGGGAUUCAAAUUAG
Molecule: messenger RNA, 1161 nt
Organism: Brettanomyces nanus
Lineage: Eukaryota; Fungi; Ascomycota; Pichiomycetes; Pichiales; Pichiaceae
Exons: 2
Coding region: 1-1161 (386 amino acids)
Biological process (GO): L-tyrosine catabolic process
Molecular function (GO): 4-hydroxyphenylpyruvate dioxygenase activity
Source: RefSeq, a predicted model, not a curated record